Messenger RNA from Heterobasidion irregulare TC 32-1, 675 nucleotides. RefSeq lists its product as uncharacterized. The transcript is spliced from 3 exons. Lineage: Eukaryota; Fungi; Basidiomycota; Agaricomycetes; Russulales; Bondarzewiaceae. The record is from RefSeq and is a predicted model, not a curated record. The coding region runs from base 1 to 675 and encodes 224 amino acids.
AUGAACGACCGUAUCAUCACCCCCAUAUGCCUGAACGUGAAGGUAUCAAACAGGAGUCAAUACACUGGAGCAAAGGCAACCAUCGACUCGGCAUGCAAAGGGGUUAUAGUAAAUGAAACUUGGGUCAAAAGACAUCGUUUCCCCACCUAUACACUCAACAACCCCAUUCGUGUCCGGAACGUCGAUGACACCAUCAAUAAAGCAGGAAAGGACGACCUUAUCCUGGGAACAGAUUGGCUGAAAUACCACGAUCCCUCCAUCAAAUGGAGGCGACGUGAAGUGCACUUUGAUCGGUGCCCCCAGAAAUGCCAACAACUGCAUGGGUUUACUAGGGCAAGGGAAGAACCACAAAAUAAUAGGCGGUUAUCAGACGUGGAGCCACGGCACAAACCACGCAUUAACGAGCGCGAAAAACAGCGCCUAGAACAUCUCCAAAGAUUAUCGGAAGAUGUAGGACUCCGCGAUCAUAGCGGAACGUUUGGAAAACAGGCCAUAGAGGAACCAGUUAUUCGGAAACUGGCUCCCGAACCGUCAGGAUUUGCCAGCUUCGACCAGGACUUGGAAGACGAAAUCGUCGUCACCAAUCUAAAGGAAAGAGUCCCCAAGGCGCAUCACGAAUUUUUGGACAUUUUCAGCGAACGAAAGUCGCAGCGACUCCCAGAACACACUUAUUAG